AAGGUAAUUCUGUUUACAAAUCUUCAACAAAUCAACAUGUUUGUUUUGAUAAAAUACCUAAAUACUUUUUACCAUUAGAAGGUGAAAAGUGAUAUGAAGGUGGUUUUUCUGGAGAGGAGUUAGGGGAGGGGAAAACUUGGAAAUCUGGACUCAAUAGUUAAGAUCAUAAGAGGAUUCAGGUUGGGACAGACCUCAGGAGGUCACUUAGUUUGAUUUCCUGCUUAAAGCAGGUUGCUUACGUCUUUGCCUGGUGUUGUAACCUAAGGAUGGAGGCUGCACAACUUCUCUGGGCUUGACUGUCCUUAUUUUGAAAAUAGAUCCAGUUUGAACCUCUCUGCAAGAACCUGUUUUUUUGCUGAAUUGCUUAUAAUUCCUAUGUACCUACAUUUCAGUGUGAUUAUGUUGUCAUUUUGUUUUCAUUCUCAUGGACUGCUGCCAUCUGCAAAUACUGCCUGCAGAUAUGAGCGUUGCACACUAGUGCUGUUUUUCUUCCUACUUUUUGUCUUCAAUGCUGUUCCAAAAUAGAUCUGGUGAUUACAACUGAUGCUGGACUCUUCUAGCAGAAGUAAAAGCAGGUGGGAGGUGAUAUAUAAUUACCUUGUCUUGUAGGCACUGAUUGUGCCGAAAGACUUAAGGAGGAAAUAUAUUUCUGGUAACUAAGCCACGCCAGAAUCACAAUAGAUUUAUUGUUUUUCUUUGUAAAAUAGUAUUCAUGUCCCAAGACGUGGUUCAUGUUUUAUACCGAGCUACAGCCUGUGCAAUUAUGCUGAAGAUCAGAUCUAUAGGUUUAAAGGAGCUCUGAAUUAUUUCUCUGUGCAUAGUUCUUCACUGAGAAACUAUAACUUCUGUCAAAGGGAGGUUUUUAUGAUGGAAAGUCUUUUCUUCUUCUUGGCUUACACUGUUCUACAUAGCUUCUUUCCUUUCCUAUGAUUCUUUAGAUAGCGUUAUUCCCAAAGGAGAAGUAGAUCCUUUGCUUCGUUGGUAUGCAUAGGGGUAACUCUUCUGGACAGACUUUGAAAAACAGAAAUAUUUGUGAGCAAAACAGAAAGAGCUGGGAAACUAAGCAGUUUCCAACUCCAGUACAGACAUAACCCCGAGGACGGGUCUCAAACCAGGAGCCCAUCCCCAUGUGUGCAUGUUGUCCUGGGUCAUUCUCCAUCUCAGGGAUGCAGCUGGUGUUUCCUUGGGGGAUCUGGCCGUGGUGCUGAACUGGUUCUGCUGGGAGGUUCAUCGACAUGGGUAUUUUCAAGCAGUCUGUGCCUUCGAGCCCACCUGGGAUAAUUUUGAGUUGUUCUACUUCCAGUGUUUGAAAUUAUGUUGUUCAGAGUUGCGUGACCAGCAACAACAUGCAAAUUGUCAUUUAUUUUGUUGCCAAGAAUCUGUAUUCCUUUCCCUGGGUACUCCAUUGCAACCUAGGAUAGGAUUCCAGCCUUUCAGCAGCCAGAUAUCAUUGUUCUAAUAGUAGGGUACUAGGGCUUCAUAAAUCCUGAAAUUCUAAUUGUGUGGCAUUUUCACUAUCUAAAAAUCAUCCAUAUGAGACAUAUUAACUAACUGUCUCAAUCUGGCCAAGAUCUACAGGCAUAAUCAAGUUGUUGUGAGUGCAUAUGCACCCAUUUUCUGCAAUGUAAUGUGUAUGCUGAGCCCUUACACUUUAAGCUUUAUUUGGUCUGGGCAUAGUUGUUUGCUUGAGCAGCUGUGGCUCACUUUCUAGUCACUAAUGCCCCAUGAAAGUCUAUGAACACACUACUGAAGACUGCUACAGUGAGUGCUGACUCUUCUUCUCUCCCUCUCCCCAAUGCUACUUUCUGUAGCUCUAUUUUGCGAAUAAUCUGUUUUACUGUUAGUAUAUCAGUAAUGUGACCAUUAUAUUACAGCUGGACUCUGCAGAGGGAUUGGCAAAGCAGCCGCUUGGUUACUUUAGACAGGUAAUGCGAAGGUCCAACCGAGAUAUGUAACCCUGAAUGUGUCGUCUUGCUGUUCUUGAGUACUCUUCUAUAUUUGAAUCGCUGUUUCGGAGUCUGGUCAUGAGCUACAGUUUUCCAGCUUCUGCUCUUACUUUGUAAGCAAUGUUUUGCUGAAAUAAAUCUGGAUGCUAGAAAAGUUCCUCCUCAACCAGUUUGUCCCAUUGAGGUCUGCUACAUUCCAGUGUACCAUUAGGAGCUAUGUUCUGAGAAAUUACUUGUUUGAGAAAUAACUUAUACUAUACCAAUAUUUUUCCCUCCAUGUAGGGCUGGAACCAUUUGUGCAUGUAGUGAAAAGCCUGCCUAAAUGAAGCCAGUAUUUGACCAGUAAUCAUUUGUUUUUCUGUCAAAUAGCUUAUAUGAAUCAAUACAAAAACAUAGUGGUGAGAAGAGAGAAAUGCAUGAAAGCACAAUGCAACAGUGGCAACAGGACCCAGACAUUCCCUGGGGAGAUGGGAGGCAUUGCUGCUCCAAGUGAGAACAAAAGCUGCUGCCUUUUCCGUGGAUUGUAACGUGCUAGGAGUCAGUCACAGUAACCUACCAACUGUUACCUUCAUACACACUUUAUUACAGCAGAUAUUGUUUGGUCUCCGUUAUGAUAACAUGUUUUAAAGGUUUAACACUUUGUACCUUGAGGGUGUCAGUACACUUCGCAAUUAUGAAGUUAUUAAAUUCAGCCAUACCCAAGGGAUCUUCUUUCUCUGUGUUACAGAUUGUGAAGAAAGAUAAAAACGUGAAAUGAUGUCCUAAAGAUCACAUUAAAUCUGGAGAAGCAUAUAGGAACAGGAUCCAUAUUUGUUAAUUACCAGCUUGGUGCUUUUACAAUGAAUUUUCACUUGAUAAAGUCCAGCCCUGACCAUGUGGCUAUCUCACUGACUUGAGGACAUGUUCAGGCGAUAAAAAUCUUUUGACUGUCUCUUGCAAGGGAUUGAAUUAUGUUCCAAGAAAGGCAAGUGUUAUGAAGAUCUCGGUGAUGCCAAGAGAACUCCAGUCCAUAUAAAGCACCUACAAACUGAGAAAAAAACCACCAACCUUUCCAUGUAUUGCUGGUGCCUGACUUAGGGUCAGCAGCGUGAUUUAAUUGCAUCCUUACGGACUGCAACUUUGUUUUUCUCAUCGCAAAUAACAUUGCGCAGUUUGUAUUGUUGCAUUUAAACUCCCUCUAGUGGAUUGGAUCAGAAAUGACCUACCAAUGCGAGCACACGGCUUAAAAAAGAAAAACGGGUCCAAACUACAAAUACCAGCAGCGCUCAGCACAGUUGAAAGAGGACCCAGGACACACCUCUCAAUUUUAUACUAGAAAAUAUCUCUAAAGCCUUUUAUUUCUCAUCUAUGGCAGUAAAAGCCCAUGGGAGACAAAGCAUUUUGGAAAGGCAUUUUGAAAUAUCUCUGGAUUUGCUUGAUUUAUUUAUUUAUUUAUUAAAUUCGGUGGGUGGCCCUUUCUACCUCACAGCAGAGUGACAGUGAAAGAAGGACCCAGACCUUUAAUCUUGUUUUGCAGCGGAUUUAGCAGAAAGCAGCUGCGGCAGCCUAGAAAUCAGCAUGGAAAAAAUCCUGAAAACAGAGCUGAAAACUUCUGUUCUGAAGGCAUUUGGAAGCUCGGGAGGAGGAUACAUUAGCCAAGGCCAAGCUUAUGAAACAGACAGUGGACGAGUAUUUGUUAAAGUCAACCACAAACCGAAGGCCAGAAAAAUGUUUCUAGGGGAAAUGGCAAGUUUGGAAGCUAUUCAGGAAACCAAUAUUGUGAGAGUGCCUCAGCCUAUUAAAGUAAUUGACCUGCCUGAAGGAGGAGCAAUGUUUGUCAUGGAGUACCUGAAGAUGAAGAGCCUCAACAAAUAUUCUGCAAAACUUGGAGAGCAGAUGGCAGAUCUUCAUCUUUAUAACCAGAAACUUGGAGAGAAACUGAAAAAGGAGGGAAACACAGUUGGUAAAGGAGCAGGUCACUCAGAGUCUCAGUAUGUGGAUAAGUUUGGAUUCCAUACAACCACUUGCUGUGGUUAUAUACCACAGGUGAAUGAAUGGCAGAGCGAUUGGCCUUCCUUCUUUAUUCGUCACCGACUCCAAGCUCAGUUGGAUUUGAUUGAAAAAGAUUAUGGAGAUAGAGAAGCCAGAGAGCUUUGGUCACAGCUAAAACCCAAGAUUCCUGAAAUGUUCUGUGACAUAGAAGUUGUUCCUGCUCUCCUGCAUGGGGACCUGUGGGCAGGAAAUGUGGCUGAGGAUGAUUCGGGGCCAAUUAUCUUUGACCCUGCUUGCUUCUACGGCCAUUCAGAAUUUGAACUGGCCAUUGCUGGGAUGUUUGGUGGGUUUAGCAGCUCUUUUUUCUCCGCCUAUCACAGUAAAAUACCCAAAGCUCCAGGAUUUGAGAAGCGAAACAAGUUGUAUCAGCUCUUUAAUUACAUAAAUCACUGGAAUCACUUUGGGACAGGGUACAGGGGGUCUACCCUAAACGUAAUGAGGAAACUUCUAAAGUAACCAGAAAGGUUUGAGAAAUUCUGACAUGGUCACUUAGUAAUGAACAGUCCGUGCUUAUCAGAAGUAACACAAACUAGGAAUUAAUGUUGAUGCUAAAACACCUGACGUGUAAAAGGCUUAGCACACUUGGGAGCCUCACUAAAUGUUAACAGUGAUUGUGUAAUUUUUAACUUAUACACUUGUUUACUAGCACAGAUUCAUUCUCUGCUGAAGGAAAAGGCUGGAUUGUUUGUGAAGACUUCCCUAGGUUGGAAAGUAGCAUCAGUCAGUCUGACCUUACUCUCUGUAGAUCUUACUUCUCAGCGGCAGCAUUUCCACAGUUGUUUGCACCUUGGAACUUGUGCUGCUCUCUCAGCAGUUCCUCACUGAGAAAUACUGAUACGUGGUUGUGGUGCUGAAGGUAUUAACUAGUUCCUUACUUCUCCCCUUUUUUGUUCUGUUGUCAUUUUCUGUCUCUGUUUCCAUCCCUUUUCCUAUUUAUUUUUCUGUUGUCUUUCCCAUGUUAACUGUCCUGAUCCAAAAUUCAAAUGUGAUUCUGUGAAUCUGAAAACAUUCUUUUGAUUUAAAGAGUAGACAGGGCCCUUUGGACUGCACUUGGUACCCAUCUAAUUAAUUAAAAUGCAUAAUAUUUAUUUUAAUUUAAUGCACUUUACUUACAGGCUUUUGGUUUUCUCUUCGUAUGAGAAACUAAAUUACAGUGGUAUUUCUUAAAAGGGGUAUCUCUGUAGGUCCUUGGUAAUUAACUGUAUGGUCAGAAUGUAGGUUGUUAGCACACAAUUUGAUAACAUAUCAUAGUUUUAGUAUGAUAUUUUAGUGUGUUAUACUAUGAUAGUAACAUUUAAAUAACUUUGUAAAAAGAUAGCAAAAAGUGUGAGAGAGAAUGAGUGUUUUGAUGACAAGAAAGCAUCUACUGCUGCUGUGUUGGUUGGUACUUGAUGUAUUUUCAAUUUUCUAAAGUAAUAUACAGUAGGCAAAGCUAGUCUGUUCUGCCACUGCUGGAUUAAUGAAGGAACGGUGUCAAAUUGCAUGGCUUUAUAAUGUUUUAAAAUAUUCCUAACUGCUUUAUUUUUACAGAAAACAUAGGCAAUGAGAAUUUGGGGAGAAAACUGUGCAAGAAAGAUAUUGGCAUAGAAUAUGAGCUACAGUACAUUAACAAAUCCAUGUUUUUUUAAUGGCAGAAAAUGGUAAAGAAAGAUGUAAGUGCAGUCCAACCAAUGCUUAUGUGAAUCAGAAAAUAUGAAUAGGAAUGACUGAACUUAUGUAUUUAGACUUCAGAUGGUUGUCAUGUUUUAUACUCAAAAUGUUUUAUUCAGAAAUAUAUGUUUAAGCUUAUUUCAGCUUUAAAUGGCUGUGAUAUAAAGAUUUCAUAGACCCUAAAGUUAGAUGUUGUAAUUUAUGCUAUUUAAAAAUGCAUUUAAUUCUCUGUAAAUAUAAUACAAAUAGUUAAAAAUGUUUACUUCUUUUGAAUCUGCACUACCAUUAGGGGAAGUUGUUACAGUGUGGUUAUAACACUUAAUACAAUUAUAAGAGUGGAAAAGUGGAAUAAUAGAGUUAGAAUACAACUGAAAUAGUAGCUGAUGGCUGGAAGACCAGAUCUGAGAAAACAGCAAAGUGCAUGUGUACUAGUGUUUAUUAAUGUCAACAGAAAUACAUGUUAUUACCUUGGAAAGUACAUGUGAACUUAAGAUUCCUCCUCAAAUAAAAUACUUGCCUUGCAGAAGCCA
This is a messenger RNA of Columba livia (rock pigeon), 6157 nucleotides long. RefSeq names its product fructosamine 3 kinase (gene FN3K). Gene Ontology annotation, biological process: fructosamine metabolic process. The coding region runs from base 3504 to 4433 and encodes 309 amino acids. The record is from RefSeq and is a predicted model, not a curated record. Lineage: Eukaryota; Metazoa; Chordata; Aves; Columbiformes; Columbidae. The transcript has 6 exons.